GUCCGUUCGCUGAGGACUUUAAUAUUUCAUUUUAGAGAAGCCGGAGCUGCUUUCAAACGACGCAGAGGCAUGUGAGGAGAUGUCGGAGGUUUCGUCAGUGUCGCGCCGCGGGCCGUACGUCAGCAUGAUCACCAGCCGCAGUGUGAACCUGCUGAUCCGCGCCGCCAUGCUCUUCACGGUGGGAGUGUUUCUGGCGCUGGUGCUGAACCUGCUGCAGGUGCAGAGGAACGUCACGCUCUUCCCUCCAGACGUCAUCAGCAGCAUCUUCUCCUCCGCCUGGUGGGUUCCUCCCUGCUGCGGGACGGCUGCAGCGCUGAUUGGUCUGCUGUACCCCUGUAUGGACCGGCGUCUCGGGGAGCCUCAUAAGCUGAAGAGGGAGUGGUCCAAUGUGAUGCGCUGCGUUGCCGUAUUCGUGGGCAUCAACCACGCCAGUGCUAAGGUGGACUUUGCCAAUAAUGUGCAGCUGUCCCUGACGCUAGCGGCUCUGUCUGUGGGCCUGUGGUGGACGUUUGACCGCUCGCGCAGUGGUUUUGGACUGGGAGUGAUCAUCGCCAUCCUCGCCACGCUCGCCACACAGCUGCUGGUCUACAACGGAGUCUUUCAGUACACGUCUCCUGAUUUCCUCUACAUUCGCUCCUGGCUGCCGUGUAUCUUCUUCGCAGGAGUCAUCACUGUGGGCAAUAUAGGACGACAGCUGGCUCUGUACGAGUACAAAGUGAGUCAGGAAAAGAGCCACCAGGACUGACGGAGGAUCCUCUGGAGGGUUCUGUGUUUGAGGAUGGACAGUGUUUAUGAAGCUUCUCCUGCCUCCUCUGACCGUAAUCAUCCUCAUCAUCAUCUUCAUCACGCACACUGAAACACUUCUGACCACAGCAAAAGUGCCAAACAGACUCUCACGGCCGAGAGCGAAGCCUGUUCAUCCGCACACAUCACAGUCAUCUCCACUCAUACGGGCGGAGGAGACGCAUCUGGAGAAAAACACAGACACUGCUGGAUCUCUUUCAUCAGGGAAUGUUCAA
Molecule: messenger RNA, 1019 nt
Organism: Danio rerio (zebrafish)
Lineage: Eukaryota; Metazoa; Chordata; Actinopteri; Cypriniformes; Danionidae
Gene: insig2
Product: insulin induced gene 2
Cellular component (GO): endoplasmic reticulum membrane
Source: RefSeq, marked provisional